Helianthus annuus (common sunflower) is the source of this 1182-nucleotide messenger RNA. RefSeq lists its product as uncharacterized. NCBI's taxonomy places the organism in Eukaryota, Viridiplantae, Streptophyta, Magnoliopsida, Asterales, Asteraceae. Bases 100 to 1023 code for a protein of 307 amino acids. The record is from RefSeq and is a predicted model, not a curated record. The transcript has 13 exons.
UCGAAUGGCACCGCCUCAAUCAUGAGAUGACGUCGUUUAGAAUCGUCGUCACCGUUUCUUCAUAUUACAAGGGUUUGAUUUGGAAUUGUGCAGUUUUCAAUGGCGAUGCAAACUGGAAUGGGCUUUUCUAAGAUCAUCUUUAUAGUCGGAGCAGGUUACACGAGUACACUGCUGCUUAACAAUGGCAAACUUUCUGAGUUAUUAGGUGAACUUCAGGCUUUAGUGAAAGGAUAUGAAGGAAAGCAGGGAGAUGAAGGUGAUUAUGGAGAUGCCAUUGCUGGGCAGAUUCGCCGGUUAGCGACGGAAGUUCGCCAGCUGGCAGCCGCACGACAGGUCACUGUUUUCAAUGGAGGUUCAAGUGUUGAUGCAGCAUCUCUAGUGGUACCUGCUGCUGCAUUAGGGACUGUGGGAUAUGGCUAUCUGUGGUGGAAGGGUCUUUCAUUUUCAGACCUCAUGUUUGUGACCAAGAGUAACAUCACAAAUGCGGUUUCAAGCUUGAAAAAUAAUUUAGAACAAGUUUCAGAUGCUAUCGCUGCAGCAAAGAAGCAUUUAACUCAGAGGGUAGAGAACUUGGAUGGGAAACUGGAUAAACAAGUGGAGAUAUCAAAAUCAAUUCAAGGCGAGGUGACUGAUGUUCGUGAUGAUCUUAACCAACUUGACUAUAACUUGGAUUCAUUGAGAGAGAUGGUUUCUGGCAUUGAUGGAAAGAUAAUGACUUUAGAAGAAAAGCAGGAAUUUGCUAGGCGUGGAGUGCAGUAUCUAUGCAACAAGUUUGAUGGAAAUAUGAUCUCCGGCAACACACAGGUUCAAUUUAAGCUUGCUGGCAAGUCCGUUGGUGGUUCUCUGUCAUCUGGAGGGAUGAUCGCCCUUGAGGGCGUCAAGGAAAUUCCUGACAUUUUGGAUUCAGGGGGUGUUAACAAUUUGCCAGCAACUGGUGUUCCAGAAAAUUCUACACCUGUAUUGAAAAGUCAAUCAAGAAUGUUGACCAGGAAAAUUACGGUCACGGCCAAGGUCAAUGUUUGAACGCGGUGGACAAUGAGAAACAGUUUUGAAACAUAUCUUGAACCCGUUCAUGGUAUAUUAUGCAUAGGUAUAUUGUUUAUCUGUACAUGUUUAUAUUAGUAGUUUUUUAUCUUUAACACGCCUAAUCUUUUUGAAAAUGACAAGUCGUUUGAUCAGAAA